UAACGCGCAACAAAACGGAAAAAUUCGAGCGCACGUUCAAAUUGUCUGCAACACACACACACACAUAAAUAUAUAUUACUAAAGUGGCAACAACAAAAGCAUGGAAAUUUUUAAUUAGAAAUUUUUUUGGUGAAAAUUUGUGAAAAAGUCGAAAUAAGACAUUGCCAAAGUAAAAUAUGUGCAAAAAAUUGAAAUAAAAAAUACAAAAGCAAUAACGUGUGCGUGUGUGUGCAGGCAUUUGAAAUACAGAGAAAAUGAAUAGUAUGAAAAAAGUGCGUGCCAAGUAGGAAAGAAUCGAUGAAUUGAUUGCGUGCUGCAGUAGAGGCAGCGGGUGAGCGCAGCCGAACGGGCGUAGUCAGCUGGAGUUUGAAAAAGUGAAGCAUAAGCAAAAUUAGCCAAUGGUGUAGCAAGAAAAAAAAUAAAAAACGCUAGUGCAAAUGUAAAGUGAAAUGUGUUACAAAUCCAUAUAAAAAAAAAACAGAACAACAAAAACAAAAUUCGUGCAUUUUACGCUUGUGAACGAAAAUUACUACAAUUACACUAUAAUUACUAUUAGAAAUUAGUCAGAAAAUAGUGAAUUGAAUAUUUCUAGAAUACAUUUAUUUUAAAAUCACACACUCACUCUCUUAUUGUCUGAUAAUUGCAUUUUAAUUAAAAAUGAAAAGUCAAGAUUAAUUAAUUAAUUGUGGAUCGAUAAUUCAUUACAUGAAUUUAUAAUGAUUCAAUUCACUUACGACUUGCAAUUACUGGUAGAAUGAUCUUUUUAUUGCUGUAAAACAAAGCAGUGAAAUAUUAGAAAGACGCCGGUAAAGGAUAAUUAUCACAGAACGAGAGGCGAGUUCCAAAAAGGCGGUCGUUAAUACACUGAAGAAGAGGCACGAUGACUGUGUACUGUUAGCGACGAAGCUGCUUGCUCUGGUUGAUCUUAUAGAAUCAAGUAAUUCUCAAUUGCAUACGGUUGAUUAGAGUUCAAACAACUCAUUGCAAAUCCAACUGCAUACUUAUAAGUAAAACCUAAACUCUCUAGAAUGGGUCGUUGGCGGCGAACAACGACGACGCCACCCACUACUUACAACAAAUGGAUGCUGACGUUGACAGCGGCAUUUGGAGUUCUCAUUUUCAUUUGGAUUCCACAAGUGUCAGCUGAAUGUCAAACACGCUCGAUUUACUGCUAUGAAUGCGACUCAUGGACAGAUGCACGCUGCAAGGAUCCCUUCAACUACACGGCGCUACCGCGUGAUCAACCGCCGCUGAUGACCUGCAACGGCUGUUGUGUGAAAAUGGUGCGGCAUUCGAAAUCACCCUACGAAGUUGUACGACGUAUGUGUACGUCGCAAUUGCAAAUAAAUUUAUUUAUGGUCGAUCAUGUGUGCAUGAUGGAAAGUUCAGGCAAUGGACAUAUGUGCUUUUGUGAGGAAGAUAUGUGCAAUUCUAGUAAAAAUUUAUUGCAAAAUGGUUCAUCACACCAUUACAUCAUGAUCUCAGCGCUCUCAUUCAUAUUAUAUUUACUCAAUCAAAUACAGAUUCGUGCGCAAUUGCAAUUUUUCGCUCGAAUAUUGCAAAUGCAUAAACAAAAACAAAAACAAAAACAUAAGCAUAAACCAGUAAAAAAGUUUGAGAAACAAAAACAAAAACCAAAACCAAAACUCUCACAACAUACCCCAACCAGUCAAAUGCAACUCCAACUGCAAUGUCAACAACAAAAACAAAUACAAAUAUCAAAUCACCGUUGUCAUAUAAAUGUACAGCAACAACAAGAACAAGAGAAAAUCAGUGUAAACCUGAAAUUUUAUUGCAUGCCAUCAACCGAACAACCAAAACAUGUUGCAUGCCCAAUCAAAGCAAUAACAACAAAUAAUAUAUGUGCACAAAUCGUAGAAAGAUAGAGUGUAGGUCCAAGUAACCCCCAAAGGCACACACUAACUUACAAAAACUGAAAGUAAAAAUGGUACACACACACCAAGAUAAACCUAUAUAACAGUGCAUUCCGUUGGGCGAGGGCAUAAAGUUAUAAAGUAAUGUAUGGUACUGCAAUAUUGCAUAAUUAUGUUCAGAAAGCAAUGUUUUGUAUUGGCCAAAGUAAUUUGUCAUAAUGCAUAAUGUUCAAAAAGUAAUUUUAGGUAAUGCUUAAAACAGCUURCGGUAAUGCAAAAAGUAAUUAUUGGUAUUUCGUAAAGUAAUAUGUGGUAAUACAUAAAGUAAUUUAUAGUAUUAUCCACAUUAAUUUGAGGUAAUGCAUCAAUAAUACGAAGCACACCUCCUGCUGAAUUGUUAUUUCAAAAGCGUAUAAUGCAUUACCGAACUACAUUGAAUAUAGAGUGCACCAAACAC
Bactrocera latifrons is the source of this 2331-nucleotide messenger RNA. RefSeq names its product protein quiver (gene qvr). The transcript is spliced from 6 exons. The record is from RefSeq and is a predicted model, not a curated record. Gene Ontology annotation, biological process: positive regulation of voltage-gated potassium channel activity; regulation of synaptic transmission, cholinergic; sleep. Bases 1029 to 1886 code for a protein of 285 amino acids. NCBI's taxonomy places the organism in Eukaryota, Metazoa, Arthropoda, Insecta, Diptera, Tephritidae.